Molecule: messenger RNA, 4281 nt
Organism: Magallana angulata
Lineage: Eukaryota; Metazoa; Mollusca; Bivalvia; Ostreida; Ostreidae
Exons: 8
Coding region: 43-4170 (1375 amino acids)
Biological process (GO): Notch signaling pathway; membrane protein ectodomain proteolysis
Cellular component (GO): plasma membrane
Molecular function (GO): protein binding; metalloendopeptidase activity; zinc ion binding
Source: RefSeq, a predicted model, not a curated record
GGUGACCCUUCUUGUUUUUCUGAAACAUACGGAAAUUUCAUAAUGUAUCCAACAUCUGGCGAGGGUACAAAACCAAAUGAAAACAAAUUUUCCCCUUGCAGUAUAAACAUGAUUUAUCCAGUCAUUGUGAACAAAGGUUGGUGUCUCGCUGAUAGAAGUACCCCGUCUUGUGGAAAUAGCAUCGUAGAGCCAGGCGAAGAAUGUGAUUGUGGUACCUCGUUUACCUGUGUAUACACUGACAACUGCUGUACUCCCUCGGACGUGACGAACUCUCCCGACGCGCCGUGUACAUUUAGAAGAUCGGAAGGCAAAGUGUGCUCACCAAGAACAGGGCUCUGUUGUGAACAGAGCUGUACAUUUACGCCAGCCAGUGUACAGAAAGUGUGCGGGAUCUCCUCAGAAUGCCAGGAGACUGUCGUCUGCGAUGGAAACAAUUCGGUAUGUCCCGACGCAACCCUUAAGCCAGACAACACUUCAUGUGACUCUGAUAGAAAAUUGUGUGACAAUGGAACAUGCUCAAAGAGUUCCUGUGAAAGGAACAAUCUUGUUGAAUGCCAGUGCACGACUGUGUCUCAUGAUAUGUGUAAACUCUGUUGCAAAGCGCCGAAUACUGGUGACUGUAAACCAGCCAACGAGUUUAGUAUCCUCUCCACCACAAGUGACGUCAUUAUGUUAGCAUCCGGGUCAUCAUGCAAUGAAUUUACUGGAUUUUGUGACUCACGACACACUUGUAUCUCUGAAGAUCCUAAUGAUGUAAUAGACAGACUGAAAGACGCCUUUAGCUCUCAAGUCAGACAAGACAUUGGGUUAUGGAUGAAGAACAAUUGGUAUUACGUGUUCUUUGGAUUGUUGAGUUUGUUCAUGCUCAUUAUCCUGUUCAUUGGUUGUAGAAGAAAAAACGAAAACGUGCAAGGUCGGGCAUACCGGCAGGGAAGAUUCGAACAGGUAAUGGCACAAGCAAGGAUAGAAAGAGAAAAGCAAGAAAGGAAGAUGAAUGUCUUAGCGGCCAUGUUUGACAAGAGAAUUCGAAAAGUACAACACGGCCACGAGAGUUUGGAAUACACGUACGCCGUUGUCCGACUCUCAGUCUUCUUUCCAACAGCAACCAAGGAGGUGAUCCGACAGGCGCUGGCCAAGUGUACUUCAGAGGACGUGGCAGUCCGACAUUUACUGGUCAGUGGCUUCCCGAUGAGAAAGAUGGUCUGUGCGAAAGACUUUAUGAAGGCCUGCUCUACAAAUGGGGAUUGUGAUGUAUCUACAGGGUAUUACUGCCAGAAACAGCUCUGCCAAGGGAAGUAUCAGCUAAAAGCUGAACUGCACGGAAGGAACGUAUCCUUGACGUGGAGGGACUUUAAGCCGCCCGAUUACCAGUUCGAAUACAGUGUAGCCAUCUCUACAUCGUUAACAACUACCACAUGGAAGAAAGUUGAAGUAGGGUCAGCUCCAGAAUGUAUCUUGUACGACCUUCACCCUGGGACUAUAUACUACACAACAGUUGGGAUAUGGAAAGAUAUGCACUUUGCGGAAUAUCAAGAAACAAGCGAAAUAAUUUCGUUUAAAACAUCAGAUGCUGAAUUUUGCAAACUGGGGACAAGGAGAUUACAAGUAGGCAAUAUUGUGACCAACGACUGCGAGGACAGGUGUGAAUGUCUGAGUACAGGUGAACUAAGAUGUGAACCCAUUUGUAAGCAAUAUCAAAAGGAGCUACAAGAGGGUGCUGGUGUCAAAUGUCACAACGAGACAAGUCCGAAUGGCUGUUGUACCUACAUCAAGUGCUCCCAAGCACCUCUCCUAAUGGUAAAAAUCACCACAACUAAACCUAUUCUAGAAAACCCUGGAGAUUAUGCAAGCAUGAAAAUUCUACGAAAGUCCAGCAACUGGGUUAAACUCAAUGUCACUUCCACACCCCACAACAGCAUCAGUUUGGUCCAGUUGUGUAUCAAGCAGGCCAACAAAGAAAACAGCACCCUGGAGACUGAUGUGGAUGGGUGGGGUCAGAGCCUGUACCUGAUAGACAGGCUCCACCCAGGCCAGGAAUACGAGGUCUGGUUACAGGUCGUCUUAAACAACAACCAUUCUGUGUCAACAUCAGAGAUCUACUUUAACACAUCAUCAGACAAUGCAUCUCUUUGUGUCAACAACACAGAACACAGCAAAAUGGAGAUAACGGUGACAGCUUCAGCAAACUCCGAGUCACACCUAUACGUUGGUCUGAUUGUUGGCAUUCUAUCAAUUAUUGCCGUCAUCUUUUCUGUACAAAUCUGCCUUAUACUGAAGAAGAAGCAAACUUGUUCUAAAAGGGAGACAUUGUUCUUUGUGAAUGCCACUUUUGGGGAAGAAUUGGACAAAUCUAUUCAACCGGAACAUGUCAUGCUAAAUGUUUCCAGAGAGGAUCUCAGAUUGGAGAUUCCAAUGAUACAUGUCCGACCAGAGAGCCCUAAUAGACCAGACACACCACAGGAGCAUGUCCGACCGGAAACUCCCACUAGACCUGCAACACCACAGGUGAAUGUCACACCAGCGACGCCCAAAGUUCCGGACUUUUCCAAGUCCAUUGCAGCUCAGGAUAUUUUGAAGUGUGACUUUUGCCAGGAGGAUGAUGCGGCAGGGGAGAUGUACUGCAAGACCUGUGCCUUGCAUUUGUGCACUGCUUGUGUCAGCAGGCAUAUAGAAUCCUUGACAAGCACCUGCUUCCAUGAUAUUGCCAGGUACAAAUCCAGCAGAGACUUUAUAAGACCUGUUUGUGACUUUCAUUCUGACCAAAAGUGUGAGAUUUUUUGUAAGGAGUGUGAUGUUCCUUUCUGUUCCCAGUGUCUGUCUGAGGGAUCACACAAGAAUCAUGACAUUACGGGAAUAUGUGGUACCUAUGCAGUCUUAAAAGACAAAAUAUUAAAAGACACUAAUUACUUAAAAGAGAACAUGAUUCCUGAGUUUGAGAAAAAUGUCCAUCAAAUGAACCAAUGGAUUGAAGAGACUACAGAGCAAUAUGAUCAAGUAGCAAGAACCAUGUCUCAAAUUGGAAACAUUUGGCGUGAGCAACUAGAAGCUGCAAUUGCUCAUCAUAAAAAUAAAAUUCAGGCCUCGAGGACGAAAGACGUACAAAUUCUGACCAAGUGUGAAGAAUCCUUGACAGAGCCUUUGGCAAAAAUCAGAGAGAUUAUUAAUAAGAACAAACAAAUUGUGAGUUCUCUGGAUUUUAAACAGCUUUUUGAAUACAGAUCAUCAGUUGAAAAUUUUAGAAGAGUUCCACAUAUAACUGAAAUCAACGCUCCAUCAUUUGAGCAACAUACUUCACUGCUUAAUCAAAUGGUAGAACUUAUUGGAAAAUUAGGCCAUUCCAAAAUAACAAAUAUUCCAGGGUACGUAAUCAGAAUCCACAUGGAGAAUCCUACCCUCCUUACAACUUUCCAAAGCAAAUAUAAAAAAGGCAUUCGGAGAUUACGAUGUGUAAGUAAGGGCAAUGCUUGGAUCUGCGGUUUUUACGAUCGCUGGCUUAAAUCUUUUGACCUCAAUGGCACUGCAAGACAUAGAAUCCUUCUGAAACAUGUCCCCAUUUGUUUUUCCACAAACAACAGAGGUAAUAUAAUUUUCCUGGAUGACCACAGCGCAAAUAUUGUCCAAGAUGGUGAAAAUGAGUGUCUCUUUAGAGUAACUGACUGGAAGCUGCGAUCGGUGUGCUGCACUGUACACGAUGAACUUCUUAUUGGUAUGACUAAUUUCCAGAAAACUGAGGGAAAGGUUGUCCGAUAUUCUGGAUUAAAAAUUGUGGGUGAAAUUCAGAGAGAUUCAGAAGGCAAUUUGUUAUUCUGCAUGCCUUACUUUGUACAGGAGAAUAGAAAUCUAGAUAUCUGUGUUACAGAAGUCAAAUUACAGAAAAUUCUGGUGACAGACAAGAUGGGGAGUUUGAGAUUCACCUACAGUGGUAACCCAGCUGCCAAGAACACAUUCAAACCCUUAGACAUUGCAACUGAUAGCAAGAGUCAGAUUCUUAUAGUUGAUAAAUCAAACAGGUGUGUCCACAUCAUUGAUAAAGAUGGACAGUUUAUCCGGAUUAUUGGCGGUUUUGAUUUGGAGGAGCCAAUCAGUAUCAGUGUGUCCCUCGAAGAUAAUCUAUGGGUGGGAGAGAGUAAGUCUGGGAUAGUGAAGGUUAUCCAGUACAUGAAAGAAUGACUAUCGAUCUAAGUACAUGUAAUUGAAAAAUUAUAUAAAGACUUUUCAUUUUAUAUCAUUUAAUACUUUUAUGUUUUCUUCAUUAACAUUAACAUAAUUCUAUCAAAGUGA